Messenger RNA from Fusarium redolens, 2292 nucleotides. Its product is annotated as heterokaryon incompatibility protein-domain-containing protein. The coding region runs from base 1 to 2292 and encodes 763 amino acids. The transcript is spliced from 2 exons. Lineage: Eukaryota; Fungi; Ascomycota; Sordariomycetes; Hypocreales; Nectriaceae. The record is from RefSeq and is a predicted model, not a curated record.
AUGAGUCUCUGCACACCCUGCCAACAAGCCUUACCUCCCUUCCCAUCCCCAGGUGGUAGUGGAGAUACCAACAAAGGUUACCUGUCUAAGCCUAUCGUCUUCAUUAACCCGCGUCUCCCCAAAAGUCACCUUCUUCUGCACACAUCAUGGGAGUCUUUCAUGACAUCUCUGGAGGCCGAUUGCCCUGUCUGCUGGACAAUCUGGCGGAACAUCCGAUCCUCACCCAUCGUUUCACCGGAUCAUGAAAAUAUUGAAGAUUUCCGAGCGGAUAUCCUACGGGCAACCUACAAUCCCAAGGAUUCCGCAUAUCUCAUCACUGUCUCGAUAGAGGGCCGGGAACUAAAACAGCCGUCGUUGCUACUCAAUAUCUGGAAGACAAACAAAGAGUUCUUUGAACAGGUCGAAGACGAAACUCCCAUGCCCAUUGAGCAUACUCCUCAAUCAGCCGCUCAAGCCGCAAACCGUUGGAUCAGCAUCUGCGACUCGGAGCACUCGUCAUGCCUCGAUCGUGCCACAUCGCCACCAGAAGCAAAAAUGCCAACUCGAUUGCUAGAUCUUGGCGGCAGUGACUCGACAACGUGGUGUCUCAUUGAGACUCAACAAGAAAAAGUUCCAUAUGUUGCGCUUUCGCAUCGCUGGACUGCUGAUACGCCAACACUUCUGACGAAAGACUAUGCAGAGUACUUCAAUCCCCAAUCAGAUGCCCUCUUGCCCCAAAGCUAUAGAGAUAUCGUUGAGAUCUGUCGCGCUCUACCUAUACGCUAUCUUUGGAUUGACUCUCUUUGCAUCAUACAAGAUGAUAACGGCGCUGAUUUCCGCCACGAAGCACCUUUGAUGAUGGAUGUGUAUCGCUAUGCAUUUAUCACUAUUAUGAUAUGCUGGGAAUUUGGAGAAACUACCGCUUUUCGGAAGCGUAGGCCUCGUGGAAUAGCUCGACCUCCACCGAAGUCCUAUCAUGACGACAGCACCAGGAGUACCAAUAGUCUCGUCAAUGCAGCAGAAGAUUUUGCUUUUAUUGUACAGAACAAGACCAACGACUACCGUACCGACGUAGACAAGUCACCUAUCAACAAGAGAGCCUGGGUUUUACAAGAGAGGCAUCUCUCACGGCGAAUCCUCUGCCUUGGUAGUGAUCAGCUAUAUUGGGAGUGCCAAGGCGAUUCUAUUGGAAGUUGCAUGUCAAGAGAAGCCUGCCCAGAAAACUUCUCAAGCUUUGGCAAUCGCCUGCCACUUCAGCCACUCACAGAUAAUGAUGAAGGUCUCUCCUGGAGUCUAAUAGCCGAGCAGUACAGCCAACAAGACUUGACGUACGAACAAGAUAGGGUCGUUGCCAUAUCAGGGCUUGCAAAAGUCAUCUCGACCCUGAGUGGUGAUACUUAUUUUAUCGGUAUCUGGCUUGAGAGCUGGAUGACUGGUCUCCUAUGGGAGCCUGAUCAAGCAAAAGAUCGACCACACAGGCCCAAGCCAUCCCAUACAGAUUCACCUCCUAUUGUUCUACCUUCGUGGUCUUGGCUGAGCUUCCUGGGAUCAGUGUAUCUUAGUUCAGAAGGACCAAGGAUCUCAAGGACAGAUCCGAACUCCUUUGAAUCUGAAGUCUUCAGACCACUUGCUAUUCUCAGUCGAACCACCCUUCUACCAGUCGACGCCGACCCGUCCUUUUCCUUCGAUCGUGUCAUGCUGCAUAUAAGGUGUCUACUUAUCCCAGUGGAGUUUGGUGGCGUCGCAAAUGAGGAGAAUCUACCAUCCUUUUUCAAGCUAAAUCACGAAAUUGAGUUGCAAUCAAUGGGUAUAGACCGCUUGCACCUUGUUUCAUGCCAGGACGAUAGAAGGGAGUACGGAGUAAUGAAAGUUAGGUUCAGCAAGCCGAUAAAGACAUCCUCGCGUUACUUCCUUGUCCCACUGUAUCUGCGCAAGGAGAAUGCAGCUGAACCCCAAAAACUUAGUCCUGACGACACUGAGGGCUUUGGACUUGUUCUUGAAGAAAGCUACCACGAUGGAGAGCGCGAGUUUAUUAGGGUUGGGAUGUGGCAGGAAGACUAUGGUUGUUCUUCCCAGCUUGGACCUAUGAUCAGCAACACUAUUGCCAAGGGAUGCUUAGCAGAGGCAGAAUCUAAACGCAUUGGAGGUAUUACGGAAAUGGAACAGGUUUUUGACAAUAAAUUACGAGAAUACGCAUUGCGUCAUGCAUCCUCGGGGGUAAACUUUCCCUGGAAAGAGCAAGAGGAGCAUGUCCAGUGCUCAUUGCUGCCACAUUUUACCCACGCCGACUGGGCUACUAUUUCCUUAGUAUGA